ACUGAAUGAGUCCAUCUUCGGCUGUCGGACGGACUCCCCGAGAGCACGAGACGGGUGCAAACGGACCAAACACACCUUUUUGCGAUUCAAAACACCUUCAGCAUCUCCGCCGACGGUGUUGUAGCCGAGCCGGGUGAGCCUGACGCCGGGGAACCAGUCGUCUCGCAGGGAGGGAGAAGAUGCCAUUCCACCAUGUGCGCGCGGGCCUGCUCUAUCCAGACAACUACCUGAGCAGCUCCCUGACGGAGGGCAGCGAAGCCUUCCAGCUCAACAGCAUCUCCACGGAGGAGCUGGGGGAGAUCCGUGAGGCGUUUCGUGUUUUAGAUCGUGAUGGGAAUGGUUUCAUCUCCAAACAGGAGCUGGGUAUGGCCAUGCGCUCCCUGGGUUACAUGCCCAGCGAAGUGGAGCUGGCCAUCAUCAUGCAGAGACUGGACAUGGAUGGGGACGGCCAGGUAGAUUUUGAGGAGUUCAUGACGAUACUGGGGCCCAAACUGCUGUCAUCUGACAACAGAGAAGGAUUUCUGGGCAACACCAUUGACAACAUCUUCUGGCAGUUUGACAUGCAGCAGCUGUCUCUUGAUGAGCUGAAGCAGGUGCUCUUCCACGCCUUCAGGGACCACCUGACAAUGAAGGACAUAGAGAACAUCAUCAUCACCGAGGAGGAGAGCCUAAAUGAAACAGGAAACUGCCCUGAGUAUGAAGGAGUCCAUCCUAAGAAGAAGAAUCGACAGACGUGUGUCAGGAAAAGCCUGAUCUGCGCCUUCGCCAUGGCUUUCAUCAUCAGUGUCAUGCUCAUCGCAGCCAAUCAGAUGCUGCGGAACGGCAUGGAGUGACCGAUUGCACUGUGAGCGCGGGGAGUCACGACCUCACACCUUGUCUUUGUAGCCAAAGCAGGAGCAGCCACAACCCCGAGCACUUCUCUAAACAAUCAGUUGAGUUGUUUUGUUUGUUUAAUUUGACCUUAACUUAUUGAAGCAGUAGACGUGAGUGAUAUGAAGAGAGGUAUAUGUGUUUUGCACUGAAGAUGUCACCAUGUGGACACACAAGGAAGAAGUGGGAAAUAAUUAUGUUUUUAUAUAUAAACUGUGAAAAUUAAUCGAGCAUAUUAUUUUGACCGCCUUUUAAAUUUGAUUUUCGAGUAACCGAAAAUGUUCAUAAGGUGCUAUGAGCCGUUCCUUAUUUCAAAAUCAAAUUUAUUAUGGACAACGGCAUAUUUACAAUAGAGAAGUAGCGCUGAAUGUGAGUGAAUGUUGGUGCUGAAUGUUGGUCAGAGUAUUUGAAUGUACAUUAAAUCACUCACAUCUCAUAUAGUAACGUAUAAACAUAACUCCUUAUGUGGAGAAUUGACUCACUCGACUCAGUCCACUAAUCUUGGGGCACAGAAGUCUUUCUGUAGAUCUAAAAGGAGCACAACUCAACCCUCAGUGGGGGAUCAGUUCAGGACCAUCACUGUCCGCUCGUCUGUGCUAUUAAGUCUUGACAUUGAUUGAUUGAUUAAUCCCUCAACGUGUGUGUGUGCGUGUGUGAGUGUGAGAGAGAGAGAGAGAAAGUACAUGAUGUAAGCUCAGGCACUCUGAGAGGUUAAAAAUGUAUCAAAGUAGAGCUCUGUUUUUGGCUAUUAGUUUGACCAGUUAGAUUAUAAUAUUGUUGAUAAUGUGUUAAUAGAAAAUAUUUCCCCUCAGCAUCUCAUGUUGCCAAACUGUGGUAAAUAUAAACCGCACAAAAAGCAUGCCAGUUUAUAUACUGCCAUAUCAAACUACACUAACUCCCAUGGAUUUCACUGUAUAUAUAUAUAUAUAUAAUGUAGUACUUGUGUGUGUUUCUUUUUUUUUCAAGCAGAAUGUAUGAAGGGUAGAAACUAGUGAGAUAAUUCAGGGAUGUACAGCAGAGCUUUGCCGUGCUGUACGAGCAGCUGUUUUCUUAGAAAAGGUUGCAGUCUAGUGGUUAAAAUGAGAUUUGCAUCGAAAACACUUGAACAACCACGUUUACGUGUAGAACAACGCCAGUGUAUUUGAGCUCGGGUUUUGUGUUGUGCCAUUUAUCACUGGAGCCCUUUCGGUCUGUGUGUGGGUGAACAUUCACCAUUUCUAGUGGCCAAACAAACAAACAGUUUUCCCCCCACAACCAAAAUGUGGCCGUCGUACCAGUUGGUACAGCUCGGGAUCGGAUGCGAGACAGAGGUGACUGCUGCAGUUGGUGUGAUAGGAUGUGUUGGCUCUGGCGUCGUAGCUGGGUGUUAUAGUUUAGACCUGAUAGCACUGCCAUUUUAGAAAGCGCAUAGUGGUGACAACAUUUCAGAAACACCUUGUAGGAGUUUAACGAUCACGUUCCUCCUCUUCUGUCGUGCCGAUGAUGUUGAUCGUGCCAGGGACGCCUGGAGGUGGGGGAUUGGGAAACUCCAUUGUUUAUCUACUGACAUUGUAAUGUCAUUUUCAUAUUCCAGUAAUGUUUUCCAAAAAUGUCACGACUGAGAAUACGUUUUUAUCAAACACAUUUAAAGAGUCAGUGGAACACAGAACUUUACCGUGAAGAUAAUUUCUAUGAUUUUAUACGUGAUUAUUUUGUGAUAUCAAUAGAUACCGUGAACAUAUUUUCAUUAAUGUUGUGAGAAUUAUUUCUACACGGUCCAAUGUUGAUGCCAUCUUUGAAAUACACUGUUAGUUUAUACGGAUUGCAACAUCAUGUGUCAUAAUAACAGCAACAUGUGGAUUCCUAAAUCGCACGGUGCUCCCAUGAUUGGAUCUGAUACCUUGAAGCCAUUAUUUAUUCUUCUGUCUGAUGAUAACCAAACUAAUAUAUUUCAAUCGUACCAAUGUGCAGCCAUGUGAGUUUAUACGCUGUCCGGGUAAGACAAAACGUAAAGAGAGGGCUUUCUCUGGAAACUAAAAUAUUGCUUUGUAAAAUCAAAUAUCACAGCAAAAAAAGUCUCUUCAUGCUGUAAAUCAGUAUGCAUGUUGUUUAGAUUUUCACGUCCUUGAACAACAGGGUAAUCCAUUUAUUCUUUCUUUACUGUGGCACUGCCCUGUGUUGUACCACUCCCACAGAUUUGACUUUCCAGUUGAUUCCGUAAUAGCCAUUUCCUUUCUCAAAUUUAUACCAGCUAUUAAUCAAAUCGGAGUGAAGGAGAGGGCAUUUUUAUAAAUAUGCAAAUACAAGGUCACAUCGUCAUCGUCCCUGUUUCUCGUCCUCUGGGUUAGAAGACUGUUGGCCUCACUGUGGGUGGUUAAAACUGACAUUGGUGUGUUUUAGUCACAUUAGUUUUUAUUGAACGGUCUCACUGCCUCACUGUCCUGUAUAAACUGCUGUGUGACGUACGCUCCACUAAUCCCCGUCAGUCAGUUUGUGUCUUUGAUAUUGUCAGCACAUUUGGCAUUUGACCAACGGAUUUGGUCCUUUUGAAACCAGCAUAGACCACUUUAUCUUUACCCUUCUGUAAUAACUGUUACUAUCAGACACCCUUGCCUGGCUGUGCAAGGGGAACUUAUUUGAAAAACCUUUCAUCAACACUUUUGAAGUUUACAUUAUGAUACUGUACAUCUUUAACAUGACGGAAUGGGUUGAUGAUUUUCAUGUUUUUGACAGUUGCUUUGGUGAUAUGUUUUUACCAAAACAUGUUUUUACCUUGUAGAUUAUGUAGAGAUAAAACUAAACACAGAUAUGUUAUACAACACUGGCAUGCUGCUUUGAAAAGGAGAAAGAAAACAGCAAUAGUUGCCAACCAAAUGGAUAUUUAAAAAUGCAAAUAACAAGUUUAAACUGUUUAAUCUAAAAGAAAUAUAUCCAUAUAUGUUUAUGCAAUAAAACCUUGUUUUUAUAGACA
Gasterosteus aculeatus aculeatus (three-spined stickleback) is the source of this 3820-nucleotide messenger RNA. RefSeq names its product calcium-binding protein 8. Lineage: Eukaryota; Metazoa; Chordata; Actinopteri; Perciformes; Gasterosteidae. Gene Ontology annotation, cellular component: trans-Golgi network membrane. The record is from RefSeq and is a predicted model, not a curated record. Gene Ontology annotation, molecular function: calcium ion binding.